AUGGCUUAUUUUCCAAUUCAACAUUAUCGUUUAUUCAAUGAUCCAUUCGAUCGAUUCUUUGGUGAUCAAUUGAAUUUUUUUGAUCCAUGGCGUGAUUUCGAUACAUUUCCAACAGCUUUAUCAGCUUUUCCAAAUCCAUUUCGAUGGAUUCAUCAACCACAUCGAAUAGCUCGUAAAGCAGCAUCAUCAGCAGCAUCAUCAUCAUCAGCAUCAUCAUUUUAUACAACAUCAAAUAAUCUUGCUGGUGGUAAUACUCUUCUUCCAAUUACAAAUAAUCUGAUACCAGUUCCAAUUCCGGUUCAAUCAGAAAAAUUUCGUGUUCAAUUAAAUGUAGCUGGAUUCAAUCCAGAAACAAUUAAAACAAGAGUCGAAGGUCGAAAAGUAAUUGUCGAAGCUAAACAAGAAGAUCGUCAAUCGAAUGGUGAUUUUAGUGUUCGAGAAAUUCGAAAAACAUAUGAUCUUCCUGAACAUGCUGAUUCAAAUAAUUUUGCUUCAUUUGUUACUCCAAAUAAUAUGCUUGUCAUUGAAGUACCCAUUAAUAUUCCUCAACUAGAACAUCGUCAAUCUCAAAUACUUGCUGAUCCUCAAGCUCUUUUGUUAUUUGGACAAUAUCGUGAUCCUAUUUUUGAUUAUCCAGGUUUUUUGGCUUCAUCGGAAUUUCGUCCUCGCGUAGUUGAUGUAGGUAAUGGGCAACGACAAAUAAAACUGUCUUUAGCAGUAAAAAAUUAUCGACCUGAACAAAUCAAAGUUUCAGUUAAAAAUAAUGAAUUACUUGUACAAGCUGAACAUAGUUAUAAUGAUAAUAAUCGUUCAGAACGAUCAUUUUUAACGAAAUCUAUUAUAUUACCACCUGGUACACAAGUUGAUCAAUUACGAUCAUUUUUAAAUCCUGAUGGACAAUUGGAAAUUGAAGCACCAUUUAUUGAACCUACACAAGCACGUUCAAUUGAAGUUCAAUAUCAAUAA
This is a messenger RNA of Rotaria sp. Silwood1, 966 nucleotides long. Lineage: Eukaryota; Metazoa; Rotifera; Eurotatoria; Philodinida; Philodinidae. The record is from the annotation of a GenBank genome assembly.